AUGUCUGAAGAUGGCUUGCCUGUGCCCUGGACUGACAAAAAUGACAGGAAGAUGGAGGUAGAAGACAAAAGAAUCGAUUUUCUACAAGAAGUAACUUUAAAGAGCUUAAAGUUAAAACAAGACAAAUGGCAGAAAUUAAUCGCAGGAGAAGACAAUCGCACCAUCAUUAAUAGUUUCUUCGAAAAGUCAGACGUUAGCAACCUCAUCAUUUCGCUGAACACCUCAUCUCAACUUGUAGCCAGCCUGAGCUUCCCUCACACUCUCAAAAGCAAAGCUGUGUACUUCGUAAAAAAGAGCAAAGAAGUCUUAAACAAAGAUAACAUACGAAAUGUUAACGUUGGCGAUAUUGCCAACUCACCGGUAGAAGCUACAGCCGCUAUAGUUGAGGAGGUUCUUUAUUCCUUGCAUACCAACAAAGGAAAUUUGAAACAGUGGCCGAAGGUAGUAUCCAACGAUGUUGCUUGCCAUGCAAAUAAACUCAAGAAUGAGGUGUUUGUGGUACGUGGUCAGCUGAAGGGAAAAACGUUAUUACCUUUACCUCAAAAUGCCAGGUCCCUCGGAGACUCGGAUUUUUCUUGCAGGGCUUCUGGUUCUGUUGACAGCAAGUUAAUGUAUGCGUUUGAAACAAUAAUCAUUGACUGGACACAUCAGGUGUCAGAAGUUAUAAACAAAGACUCUGCACAGCCAGUGCUAGAUGGGUUAAAUCCUCUUCCAUCGGCAGAGUUUGACUUCUGGGAUAACAGGCUGAUGAACUUGAAGUGUAUACACGAGCAACUGAUGGAGCCAAAGGUUCGGACAAUGGCACAAAUAGUAAAAAAUGGAGCAAGCUCUUACUGGCCAGCAUUGAAGAACAUCUAUAAGGAUGUUAAGGAAGGCUUGUUAGAAGCUGAGGAUAUAGUGAUUUUCUUAAAGCCUUUGAAGAGGAUUGUUGAUGAAGUUGAAGAGUUGGAGUACUCACUGCUGCCAUCUUAUGUUGGGGUUGUGCUGCACAUAUUGUGCCUGAUAUGGGCCAAUUCAGAGUACUACUGCCGCCCAGAGAGGAUCAUUGUUAUUUUACAAGAGACCUGUAACCUGUUUAUUGACAUGACGAGGAACUUUUUAAGUCCCGAAGAGGUUAUGAAGGGUUUGCAAGGAGAAAUCGAUGAGAUGUUAGCAAACAUCAGGACCAGCAUUCUAACCCUUGUGACAUUCAGAAAGACCUACGAUCAGUGCAAGUUGGAUAUGGGCAAAUAUUUCAAUAACCGAAAAACGAAGAACUGGGACUUCCCCUGCUCUCUUGUAUUCACACGACUGGAUGCGUUUGUGCAGCGUUUGAAGAUGAUAGAGGAAGUUUAUGAAGUUUCUGUGGAAUUUCUCAGACUUGAGAAAGUGGACAUUCAAGGUGUAAGAGGAAACACCAUGGGAUAUUUGAUCAACUGUAUUUAUGAGGAAUUUCUGGAGCUUCUGAAGAUGUUUGCUGAAUGCAAAUAUGAUGCGAUUGACAUAGACGAGAAGAACUUUGAGGUAGAUUUCAAAGCAUUCCAGAAUAAGAUUACAGACUUUGAGAGACGGUUGGGGACCAUACUCUGCAAGGCAUUUGAUGACUGCACAUCUACAGAGUCUGCUUUAAAGCUCUUGGACAUGUUUAGCUUUGUUAUGGAGAGGCCUCACAUUCAUGUCCAGAUGGCAUCAAAGUACAAAACGCUAGUGGAAAUGUUUAGCGCAGAGCUGGAUAAGACUAAGCUGGUGUAUGAUGCUCAGAUGGAAACACUGGAACAAUGUAAAGGCAUCCCUCCCAUAGCAAAGAACAUGCCCCAUAUAUCUGGACAGCUGAAGUGGGCCCAAGAACUACGAGACAGAAUACAGGUCCCUAUGAAGAGCUUCAGGGCAAUUAAUCACCCGUGCAUGGACACUGAUGAGGCCCAACUUGUUUUCCGAAAGUAUGAUGAGAUGAUAGACCUGUUAGACAGUUACUGUGGGAACAUUUAUGCACAGUGGACUUCAAGAGUGGAUGCUGACUGCCAGUUCAACCUGAACCAGCCUCUGCUCUUAAGAGACCCAGAGACUAAUGUUCUGAGUGUAAACUUCAAUAAGCAGCUUGUUGCUGUACUGAGAGAAGUACAUUACCUCACCAUUCAAGGACAGGAAAAUAUUCCACCCAAUACAGGAGAUGUUUUUGCCAAGCGCGAGACCUUCCGAACCUUUGUCGGCAAUUUAGAUCUCAUUGUGUCUUGGUACAAUCAGGUGCGAGCCACUGUCUUGCCAGUGGAAUUUCCUCUUAUAGAAGAAGAACUAAAGAUGAUAGAUGAACAGCUUUCUCAUGCUGAGAGUACUCUCUGUUGGAAUAGUGAUGGAGUUUGGGAGUAUAUCCAGAAGAUGAGAGAUACACUACAUGACUUUCAGAGCAGGAUCAGCAUGGCCAAGUGUAAUGUUGACACCAUGCGUGCAAUGAUGAAGGAGUGGGCAGUGACUCCCAUGUUUGAGAGGAAAGACAGUAAGAAAGAUUCACUUCUUGAUCUAGAUGGUAGACAGGCUGCCCUAAAGAAGAGGUAUUCAGUUAUCAAACAGGAAGGAGUGAAACUCCAUGCUUUGACUGAGGAGAAUAGGCAGCUAUUCAGGGCCGAUGACAGCUCUGACUCGUGGAUGGCCUAUGUGGAUUACAUUGAUGAUAAAAUACUUCAGGGAUUUUUUACGGUUAUCCACGUGUCUCUCAUGUUCCUGGCGACAAACAUGAAUCCACAGUUGAACAGAAGUCCCUUGUUUGAAGUGAAGUUUGAACUAGAGGAUGAUGAUACAGCCUUCCACCCCUCCCUGGGCUUUGGGAUAUCAGACGGCUUCUAUGAUCUUGUUGAGAGCUUGAUCAAUGACGUCUAUAAAUCUGCAAAACUUGUCCAACGCAUGUCAAAGAUUAAGCAACUUAACUACCAAAUGGAGCUCGAUGAGUCCACUGAACUUGGUGAUCUACGGGAAGAAGUGAUGAAUCAAGUUGCUAAUGCCAUGAAUGAAGCACAGGACUUCAGUAGGCUCCUGUAUAAGUAUGCCUACCUGUGGCAGGAUGACCGUUAUGAGUUUAUGGAGCAGUUCCUCUUAUAUAGCAGAAUGCUGACUCCAGAGGACAUUGAAGCCCACGGUGAUGAGAACGUCCCCGUAAACCCUCCUACGCUGAAGGAGUUCAAAGGAGAGAUUGACAAAUAUGAGAAUCUGUAUGAUGAGGUGAGGAAGCUAGAAAACUCUGAAGUAGUGCAGGGGUGGUUACAGAUCGAUAUCCGGCCUUUCAAACAUGCGCUCCUCAACACCAUCAAGAGGUGGAGUCUAAUGUUCAAGCAGUUCCUGAUUGACAGAGUGACAAACAGUCUGACAGAACUAGAAGCCUUCCUCAAAGAAGUGAAGUCAGGACUGAAGAAGACUGUGGAAGAGGGAGACUAUCAGGGCCUGGUGGAGAUGAUGGGUCAUCUGAUGAAGGUGAAAGACAGGCAGGCGUCCAUUGACACCAUGUUUACUCCUCUGAAGGAAACCACUGAGUUCCUGAAGGAGUACAGAGAAGAACUGCCUGAUGAAGUCCAUGCACAGUUACAGGACCUACCAGAAAACUGGUCAAAUGUGAAGAAAAUGGCCUUCCACGUAAAGCAGAAUGUUGCUCCUUUGCAAGCAAAUGAAGUUAACAUUAUACGCCGAAAGUGCCAGCAAUUUGAGAUAAAGCAACACGAGUUUAGAGAGAGAUUCAGGCAACAGCCAUUCUUCCUCUUCUCUUUUGAGAACCCAUAUGAGGCUCUGGAUGAGGCUCAACUGAAUAUAGGGGAAUUGGAGACAGAGAUGGUAACCCUAUCUGGAUCAGCAAGCCUGUUUGAAGUGUCUGUCCCAGAUUACAAGCAGCUGAAGGCCUGUAGGAAAGACAUUGUUUUGCUGAAGGACCUCUGGGACAUGAUACUGCUGGUUAGAGGGAACAUGGAUGAUUGGAAGACAACUCUCUGGAAGGACAUCAACGUGGAGGAAAUGGACAUGGACACUAAAAAAUAUGCCAAAGACAUCAAAGCCCUGGACAAAGACAUGAAGGCGUGGGAUGCUUUCACAGGACUGGACAGCAUGGUGAAGAACAUGAUGACAUCACUGCGGGCCGUGGGAGACCUGCAGAACCCAGCUAUCAGAGGCCGACACUGGCUACAGCUCAUGAAUGCAACCAAGGUGAAGUUUGUUAUGUCAGAAAAAACUACUUUUGAGGACUUGCUAAAACUGAACCUCCACAAGUUUGAGGAGGAAGUGCGUGACAUCGUAGACAAGGCUGUAAAGGAGUCCAGCAUGGAAAAGACACUGCAUGAGCUGGACAAUAUCUGGAGUGCAAUGGUGUUUGAACAUGAAGCCCAUGGCCGAACAGGCACCAUGCUGCUGAAGCCCAAUGAAGAGCUGGUGGAAACUCUGGAGGACAACCAGGUCCAGCUGCAGACCCUUAUGACCUCCAAAUACAUUGCUCACUUUCUGGAGGAGGUGUCAGCAUGGCAGCAGAAGCUCUCCAUAGCCGACUCCGUCAUCUCCAUUUGGUUCCAAGUGCAGCGCACCUGGACACACCUGGAAAGCAUCUUUAUCGGCUCUGAAGACAUCCGCUCACAACUGCCUGAGGAUUCAAAGCGCUUCGACAGGAUUGAUACUGAGUUUAAGGAAAUCAUGACUGAUGCAGUUAAGACAACAAAUGUGAUCGAAUCUACAAAUAAGAAAGGUCUUCUAGGGAAGCUGGAGAGUUUAGAGGCUGGGUUGGCAAAGUGUGAGAAGGCUCUUGCUGAGUAUUUGGAGACCAAGAGGCUGGCUUUUCCCAGAUUCUACUUUGUGUCCUCUGCUGAUCUUUUAGAUAUAUUGUCCAAUGGAAACAACCCUAUUGAGGUCAGCAAGCAUUUGUCCAAACUGUUCGACAGCUUAUCAAACUUGAAUUUCAAAUCGGAUGAAAAUGGCAAACCUACAAAAGAGGCUGUCGGAAUGUACAGCAACGAGAAUGAAUAUGUCAAAUUUGAUAAGGACUGUGACUGCUCUGGACAGGUGGAAAUGUGGCUGAACAGGGUGUUGGAGAGAAUGGUAGAAACACUGAGGGCUGAGUUUGGAGAAGCCGUCCAAGCUUAUGAGGAAAAGGCCAGAGAGCAGUGGCUGUUUGACUACCCUGCACAGAUUGCUUUAGCCACAACUCAGAUCUGGUGGACAACUGAGGUGGGGAUUGCCUUUGCAAGGCUGGAGGAAGGAUAUGAAAAUGCCAUCAAAGAAUACUUCAAAAAACAGGUUACCCAGCUCAAUGCCUUGAUCACACUGCUUAUUGGAGAGCUCAGUAAGGGCGAUCGUCAAAAGAUCAUGACCAUUUGUACCAUUGAUGUUCAUGCUCGAGAUGUUGUGGGCAAACUAAUCAGCAGCAAGAUUGACAAUGUCCAAGCUUUCAUGUGGCAGUCUCAGCUCAGACAUCGCUGGGAUGACGAGAAAAAGCACUGCUUUGCCAACAUCUGUGACGCUCAGUUCAAAUACUCGUAUGAAUAUUUAGGAAACACCCCACGUCUUGUCAUCACACCACUCACUGACAGGUGUUACAUCACUCUGACACAGUCCCUACAUCUUAUCAUGGGAGGAGCGCCUGCUGGCCCCGCUGGCACAGGCAAGACUGAGACCACCAAAGAUCUAGGUAGAGCACUGGGCAUCAUGGUCUAUGUGUUCAACUGCUCUGAACAGAUGGAUUACAAGUCUUGUGGAGACAUUUAUAAAGGCUUGGCCCAGACUGGGGCUUGGGGCUGCUUUGAUGAAUUCAACAGAAUCUCUGUGGAGGUGCUGUCUGUCAUAGCUGUGCAGGUCAAGUGUGUCCAGGAUGGAAUCCGAGAUAAGAAAACAAUGAUUAACUUUCUUGGUGAGCCCAUUAAAUUGAUACCAACUGUUGGAGCUUUUAUCACCAUGAACCCAGGAUAUGCUGGCCGUGCUGAACUGCCAGAGAAUCUGAAAGCUCUGUUCAGGCCAUGUGCGAUGGUUGUGCCUGAUUUUGAGCUGAUCUGUGAGAUCAUGCUGGUGGCAGAAGGUUUCAUGGAAGCCAGAAUCCUAGCCAGGAAAUUCAUCACUCUCUAUAGCCUAUGUAAAGAACUCCUCUCCAAACAGGAUCAUUAUGACUGGGGUCUGCGUGCCAUCAAGUCUGUCCUGGUGGUAGCUGGAUCUCUAAAAAGAGGAGACCCUGGUCGCCCAGAGGACCAGGUCCUGAUGAGAGCAUUAAGAGACUUCAACAUCCCUAAAAUCGUGAUGGAUGACAUGCCAGUCUUCAUGGGACUCAUAGGGGACCUCUUCCCUGCUCUGGAUGUGCCCAGGAAGAGGGAUCUCGAAUUUGAAAAGUUGGUGAAGCAGUCAGUGUUGGAUCUGAAGCUACAGGCUGAGGAUAGUUUUGUAUUGAAGGUGGUUCAGCUGGAGGAACUGCUGGCUGUCAGACACUCAGUGUUCAUCAUUGGCAAUGCCGGCACUGGCAAAUCUCAGGUGCUUAGGUCUCUGAACAAGACGUAUCAGAACAUGAAGAGGAAGCCUGUGAUGGUGGAUCUGGACCCUAAAGCUGUCACCUGUGAUGAGCUGUUUGGGAUCAUCAACCCUGCAACAAGAGAGUGGAAAGACGGUUUGUUUUCAUGUGUUAUGAGGGACUUGGCAAACGUCACUCAUGAUGGACCCAAAUGGAUUGUGUUGGAUGGUGAUAUUGACCCAAUGUGGAUUGAGUCCCUCAAUACUGUUAUGGAUGACAAUAAGGUGUUGACUUUAGCCAGUAAUGAGCGUAUUCCCCUGAACCCCACCAUGCGACUGGUGUUUGAGAUUAAAGACCUGCGCACUGCCACCCCUGCCACUGUGUCUCGAGCUGGAAUCCUCUUCAUUAACCCUGCUGACCUGGGCUGGAACCCUGUGGUGACAAGCUGGGUAGAGAAACGAGAGGUUCAGUCUGAGAAAGCCAAUCUGUCCAUCCUCUUUGAAAAAUAUUUACCAACCUGUCUGGAAAAGCUCAAAUUCAGCUUUAAGAAGAUCACACCAAUUCCAGAGGUGACACUGGUCCAAACUUUGCUGCACCUCAUGGAGUGCCUUUUGGUCCCUGAGAACACACCGCCUGACUCCAGUAAAGAGCUUUAUGAACUCUACUUUGUCUUUGCCUGCGUGUGGGCGUUUGGAGCAGCUCUAUUUCAGGACCAGCUCACAGAUUACCGUGUGGAAUUUAGCAAGUGGUGGGUGAAUGAGUUUAAGACCAUCAAGUUCCCAUCCAGUGGCACUGUGUUUGACUACUACAUUGACAGAGAGUCUAAAAAAUUCACACCUUGGACAGAAACCGUGCCCAAAUUUGAAUUGAAUCCUGAUCUUCCCCUGCAGGCUUCCUUAGUACACACAGCUGAGACGAUUCGUAUCCGUUACUUCAUGGAUAAGCUGAUGGAGAGGAAGAGACCGGUGAUGCUGGUGGGAAACGCGGGCAGUGGGAAGUCAGUUCUAAUGGGAGACAAACUGCGUAGUCUGGACCCAGACCAAUACGUAGUGCAGUCUGUUCCCUUCAACUUCUACACCACCUCUGCCAUGCUGCAAGCCAUUUUAGAGAAACCGCUGGAGAAGAAAGCAGGUAGGAACUACGGUCCCCCAGGAAACAAGAGUCUGAUUUAUUUCAUUGACGAUAUGAAUAUGCCAGAGGUGGACAAGUACUUCACUGUGGCCCCUCACACACUCAUCCGCCAGCACAUGGACCACAAACACUGGUAUGACAGAAAUAAGCUGACUCUGAAGGACAUACACAACUGUCAGUAUGUGGCUUGCAUGAACCCCACUGCUGGCAGUUUCACCAUUGAUCCACGUCUACAGAGGCACUUCUGCGUGUUUGCUGUGAGCUUUCCUGGCCAAGACGCUCUCUACAGCAUCUACAACAGCAUAUUCUCCCAGCACCUGGACAUGUAUGGCUUCCCUCCAGCGGCAAAGAAGUUCUGCUCAACACUCGUCUCUUCAGCUCUCAUGUUCCACCAAAAUAUUUCAACAUCUUUCCUGCCUACGGCUGUCAAAUUUCACUAUGUGUUCAAUCUGAGAGAUCUUUCCAACAUAUUUCAGGGCUUGUUGUUCUCCACACCUGAGUGUCUGAAAAGCCCCCCCGACAUGAUCCGAUUUUGGCUUCAUGAGUGCAAUAGAGUUUACGGGGACAAGCUAACAGAUGAGAAAGAUGUUGAACUUUUUGAGAAGAUUCAGAGAGAGAUCUGUAAAAAGUGCUUUGAGGACGUAGAUUUAGACAUGCUGUUUGAGAAGCCCAACAUUUAUUGCCACUUUGCACAUGGAAUUGGGGAACCCAAAUAUUUCUCAAUAUCGGACUGGUCAGCACUUGUCAAAUUGUUAACAGAGGCUUUGGACAGCUACAAUGAAGUUAAUGCCGUCAUGAACCUGGUGCUUUUUGAGGAUGCCAUGUCACAUAUCUGUCGAAUCAACCGUAUACUGGAGAGCCCCAGGGGUAAUGCUCUGCUAGUUGGUGUGGGUGGCAGUGGGAAGCAGUCCCUCUCUCGCCUGGCAGCCAGCAUCAGCAACCUGGAGGUCUUUCAGAUGACCCUCAGGAAAGGCUACGGGAUAUCUGACCUGAAGCUGGAUCUGAAUGCUCAGUACAUGAAGGCAGGUGUGAAGAACAUUGGAACUGUGUUCCUGAUGACAGACUCACAGGUGGCAGAGGAGGAGUUUCUGGUGCUGAUUAAUGACCUGCUGGCCUCAGGGGAAAUCCCUGGCCUCUUCCAGGAUGAUGAGAUUGAAAAUAUCAUUGGUGCCAUGCGUAAUGAAGUCAAAGCUGUUGGCAUGCAGGACACUCGUGAGAACUGCUGGAAGUUCUUCAUUGACAGAGUCAGAAAACAGUUAAAGGUUAUUUUGUGCUUCUCUCCGGUGGGCUCCACUCUGAGGGUCCGUGCUCGUAAGUUCCCUGCAGUGGUGAACUGCACCUCUAUAGACUGGUUCCAUGAGUGGCCAGAGGAAGCCCUGGUGUCUGUCAGUGCUCGCUUCCUGUCUGAGACAGAGGGCAUUAUGCCUGAGAUCAAAGACUCCCUCAGCCAGUUCAUGGCUUUUGUUCACAAAACCGUGAAUGAAAUGUCCAAGUCGUACCUCCUGUCGGAUCGGCGUUACAAUUACACAACCCCAAAAACCUUUCUGGAGCAGAUCAAGCUAUAUCAGAACCUGCUCAGUGUGAAGAGAGCAGAACUACUCUCUAAGAUAGAAAGACUAGAGAAUGGACUGACAAAACUGGAGAAUACCUCUGCUCAGGUAGAUGACCUGAAAGCCAAGUUGGCUGUCCAAGAGGUGGAACUCAAACAGAAAAAUGAGGAUGCUGAUAAGCUCAUUGAGGUGGUGGGUGUGGAAACUGAGAAGGUAUCCAAAGAGAAGACUAUAGCCAAUGAUGAGGAGCUGAAAGUGCAAGUCAUUGCAAAGAAUGUGGGUGAGAAGCAGAAAUCCUGUGAGGAGGAUUUGGCUAAAGCUGAGCCAGCUCUGCUUGCAGCUCAGGAAGCUUUAAACACUCUUAACAAGAAUAACCUGACAGAGCUGAAGUCGUUCGGCUCUCCUCCAGAGGCCGUGGUUAACGUCACUGCUGCUGUAAUGAUCCUUCUAGCUCCAGGAGGAAAAAUCCCUAAAGACAAGAGCUGGAAAGCAGCCAAAAACACGAUGGCUAAAGUAGAUGCUUUUCUGGACAGUUUAAUAAACUACAAUAAAGAGAACAUUCCAGAUACCUGCAUGAAGGCUUUCGAACCCUUUAAGAAAGACCCAAACUUCGAGCCAGAUUUCAUCCGCUCUAAAUCCAUCGCUGCUGCCGGCCUGUGCUCGUGGUGUCUGAACAUUGUGAAGUUCUAUGAGGUUUACUGUGACGUGGAGCCCAAACGCCAGGCUUUAGCCCAGGCUAACGCUGAACUGGCUGCUGCUCAGGACAAACUGUCUGUCAUUAAAUCAAAGAUUGAGCAACUGAAUGCAAACUUGGCAAAACUGACGUCUGAGUUUGAGAAAGCAACAGCAGAUAAACUGAAGUGUCAGGAGGAGGCAGAUGCCACUAAUCAGACCAUCUCUCUGGCCAACAGGCUUGUAGGAGGCUUAGCAUCAGAGAAGAUCCGCUGGUCUGAGUCUGUAGCCCAGUUCAGAAUUCAGGAGAAUACCCUGUGUGGAGAUGUCAUGCUAGUCACAGCCUUUGUCUCCUAUGUGGGAUAUUUCACUAAGAGAUUUCGCACAGACCUAAUGGAAAAAUACUGGCUCCCUUACCUGAAAGAUAUGAAGGAGCCCAUUCCCAUCACCGAGGGCCUGGACCCUCUGAUGCUGCUGACAGAUGACGCAGACAUAGCUGCCUGGAGUAACCAGGGCCUUCCCAGUGACCGCAUGUCCAUCGAGAAUGCCACCAUCCUCUGCAACACUGAACGCUGGCCCCUUAUUGUGGAUGCACAGCUCCAGGGUAUCAAAUGGAUCAAGAACAAAUAUGGCGACAACCUUAAAGUCAUCCGUCUAGGCCAGAAGGGUUACCUGGAUAGUAUAGAGAAUGCUGUGUCCAGUGGAGACCCAUUAUUAAUUGAGAACAUCGGUGAGACUGUGGAGCCAGUACUGGACCCACUGCUGGGAAGGAACACCAUUAAGAAAGGAAAGUACAUUCGUAUUGGUGACAAAGAGGUGGAAUAUCACCCAAAUUUCCGGCUCAUCCUGCACACUAAGUACUUCAACCCUCACUACAAACCCGAGAUGCAGGCACAGUGCACGCUCAUUAACUUCCUUGUUACACGAGAUGGGCUGGAGGACCAGCUGCUGGCUGCUGUUGUGGCUAAGGAGAGACCUGACCUGGAGGAGCUCAAGGCGGAGCUGACUAUGCAGCAGAAUAACUUUAAGAUCGUGCUGAAGCAGCUGGAGGACUCUCUGCUGGCACGCCUCUCUGCGGCCUCAGGGAACUUUCUGGGAGACACAGCACUGGUAGAAAACCUGGAGACCACCAAGCGCACAGCCACUGAGAUAGAGGAGAAGGUGCGCGAAGCGAAGAUUACUGAAACGAAGAUCAAUGAAGCCAGAGAGAACUACAGACCAGCCUCCAUUCGGGCUGCCCUGCUGUAUUUUAUUCUCAAUGACCUCAACAAAAUAAACCCAAUCUAUCAGUUCUCUCUCAAGGCCUUCAGUGUGGUGUUUGAAGUGGCCAUUGUACGUGCUGAGCCAGCAGAAGAUGUCAAACAAAGAGUGAACAACUUGAUAGAUGAGAUAACCUACUCUGUCUUCAUGUACACCAACCGAAGCCUGUUUGAGAGGGACAAACUCACAUUCAUUGCUCAGAUUGCUUUCCAGAUACUGGUCAUGAAGAAAGAAAUCAACCCCAUAGAGCUAGACUUCCUCCUGAGAUUCCCAUUUAAAGCAGGCUUGGCAUCUCCUGUUGAUUUCCUUUCCAACCAAGGAUGGGGAGGUAUCAAGGCCUUGGUUGAGAUGGAUGAAUUUAAGAAUUUGGACCGAGACAUAGAGGGCUCAGCCAAAGGCUGGAAGAAGUUUGUGGAGUCAGAGGCUCCAGAGAAGGGUAAAUUCCCUCAGGAGUGGAAGAAUAAGAGCGGAAUACAGAAACUCUGCAUGAUCAGGUGCAUGAGGCCUGAUCGGAUGUGCUACGCUGUGAGAAACUUUGUGGAGGAAAAGCUAGGGACCAAAUAUGUGGAAGGGCGCAGUGUGGAGUUUGCUGUGUCUUAUGAGGAGAGCAGUUCUGCCACGCCUGUGUUCUUCAUCCUCUCUCCUGGAGUAGACCCACUCAAGGAUGUAGAGGCCUUAGGUAAGAAGCUAGGCUUUACAUUUGACAAUGGAAAAUUCCACAACGUGUCACUGGGCCAGGGCCAGGAGGUGGUGGCUGAGGCAGCGUUAGACAGGGCAGCCGAAGAGGGACACUGGGUCAUUUUACAGAAUAUCCAUCUGGUGGCAAAGUGGCUGAGCAGUUUGGAUAAGAGAGUGGAGCGCUACAGUAUCGGCAGUCAUGAAGAUUACCGCGUGUACAUGAGUGCCGAGCCAGCACCAACACCAGAGUCUCAUAUCAUUCCUCAGGGCCUGUUAGAGAACGCUAUCAAAAUCACCAAUGAACCCCCUACAGGCAUGCAUGCCAACCUACACAAAGCUCUCUACCUCUUCAACCAGGACACCCUGGAGAUGUGCUCAAAGGAGUCCGAGUUCAAAGCCAUUCUUUUUGCCCUCUGCUACUUCCACGCGGUGGUGGCCGAGAGGCGUAAGUUUGGAGCUCAAGGCUGGAACAGGUCCUACCCCUUCAAUAACGGAGAUCUCACCAUUUCUGUCAAUGUACUCUACAACUAUUUGGAGGCCAACUCAAAGGUUCCCUGGGAUGAUCUGCGUUACUUGUUUGGUGAGAUCAUGUACGGCGGUCACAUCACAGAUGACUGGGAUCGUAAGCUGUGCAGGACGUAUCUGGAGGAGUAUGUGCGCCCAGAGAUGCUGGAGGGAGACGUACAGCUAGCACCUGGAUUUCCAGUGCCUUCCAGCUCAGACUACAAGGGCUAUCAUAUGUACAUUGAUGAGAUGUUACCAGCAGAAAGCCCAUACCUCUAUGGGCUGCAUCCCAAUGCAGAGAUUGGAUUCCUAACCAUCACCUCAGACAAACUCUUCCGUACAGUCCUGGAGCUUCAGCCCAAGGAGUCGGAUGCAGCUGGAGGUGGUGGAGUAUCUCGGGAAGAAAAGGUGAAAGGCAUCCUGGAUGAGAUUUUGGAGAAGUUGCCAGACAGUUUCAACAUGCUGGAGAUCAUGUCCAAAGCAGAAGAAAAGACUCCCUUCAUUAUAGUUGUAUUUCAGGAAUGUGAGAGGAUGAAUAUGUUGACCAAGGAAAUCUCAAGAUCAUUAAAAGAGCUCAACUUGGGUCUGAAGGGUGAGCUGACUAUCACAACGGACAUGGAGGAAUUGGGAAACAGCCUGUUUCUUGACACGGUUCCAGAGUCCUGGACCAAGCUAGCCUACCCCUCACUGCAAGGUCUCGGCGGCUGGUAUGCAGACCUGCUCCUCCGAAUUAAGGAGCUGGAGACGUGGACGGCAGACUUCUCCAUGCCUGCUGCUGUAUGGUUGGCAGGGUUCUUUAACCCCCAGUCUUUUCUCACUGCCAUUAUGCAGUCUAUGGCCAGGAAGAAUGAGUGGCCACUGGAUAAGAUGUGUCUUGCAGUUGAGGUCACAAAAAAGAACAGAGAAGACAUGACCAGCCCACCAAGAGAGGGAGCUUAUGUCUAUGGCCUCUUUAUGGAAGGAGCUCGCUGGGACACCCAAACCGGAGUGAUCAGCGACGCCCGUCUGAAGGAGCUGACACCAGCCAUGCCUGUCAUCUUCAUUAAAGCCAUCCCAGUGGACCGCCAGGAAACCAAGAAUAUUUACGAAUGCCCAGUCUACAAGACCCGCACACGAGGGCCCACCUUCAUCUGGACCUUCAACCUGAAAACCAAAGACAAACCAGCUAAGUGGGUUCUGGCUUCAGUGUGUCUGCUCCUCAGUGUCUGA
Chanos chanos (milkfish) is the source of this 13437-nucleotide messenger RNA. RefSeq names its product dynein heavy chain 17, axonemal-like. The transcript has 81 exons. The record is from RefSeq and is a predicted model, not a curated record. Gene Ontology annotation, cellular component: dynein complex. Bases 1 to 13437 code for a protein of 4478 amino acids. Gene Ontology annotation, molecular function: ATP binding; minus-end-directed microtubule motor activity; dynein intermediate chain binding. Lineage: Eukaryota; Metazoa; Chordata; Actinopteri; Gonorynchiformes; Chanidae. Gene Ontology annotation, biological process: microtubule-based movement.